AUGGUCAAAUUCAUCAAACCCGGUAAGGUGGCCAUCGUUCUUUCAGGACGUCAUGCUGGCAAGAAAGUCGUAAUCGUUAAACCGGUCGACGACAGUACCAAGGAUCGCCCGUAUGCUCAUGCUAUUGUAGCUGGCAUUGAACGUUACCCGCUGAAGAUAACCAAGAAAAUGGGCCCUCGGAGAAUUGCCAAGCGGUCGAGGAUCAAGGUGUUUAUCAAGCAAAUUAAUUAUAACCAUUUGAUGCCUACGAGAUACACCUUUGAAUUGGAGAAUAUCAAAGGAGCGGUGAAUCAAGAGACGUUCAAAGAAGUGUCUCAGAAGGAGGACGCCAAAAAGCUCAUCAAGAAAACAUUACAAGAAAGAUACAAGACCGGGAAGCACAAGUGGUUCUUUACAAAAUUGAGAUUCUGA
Molecule: messenger RNA, 411 nt
Organism: Paraglomus occultum
Lineage: Eukaryota; Fungi; Glomeromycota; Glomeromycetes; Paraglomerales; Paraglomeraceae
Source: the annotation of a GenBank genome assembly